CUGCUUCUGCUUCUGCUUCUGGUUAUAUAUACACUGCACACUCUGCCCCUUCCAUUCCCACUAACCCACUUCCCAUUCCUUCGAAUUCUUCAAACCCAUUUCCCGCCAUUGGAAGAGCAACCCACAAUCAAGAAGAAAGGAAGCCAUUAUUAUGGAAGGUGGAGCCGGCGGUGGUGAUAAGGCGGUGGAGACGGUGAUCGCAGGGAAUUAUGUAGAGAUGGAGAGCGAAGGCAAAGUCAGAGACGUGAAAAGCAGAGUCUCCAACUUCCUGUGGCACGGCGGCUCUGUUUACGACGCCUGGUUCAGCUGCGCUUCGAAUCAGGUGGCUCAAGUGCUACUGACCCUGCCCUACUCCUUUUCCCAGCUUGGGAUGCUGUCCGGGAUUAUGUUCCAGCUUUUCUACGGCUUGCUGGGGAGCUGGACGGCGUAUCUAAUCAGUGUUCUCUACGUUGAGUACAGAACCAGAAAGGAAAGGGAGAAGAAGGCGGAUUUCAGAAACCAUGUCAUCCAAUGGUUUGAAGUCCUUGAUGGGCUGUUGGGGAAGCACUGGAGGAACGUGGGUUUGGCGUUUAACUGCACGUUUCUUCUGUUUGGAUCUGUCAUUCAGCUCAUAGCCUGUGCUAGUAACAUAUAUUACAUAAAUGACAAUCUGGACAAGAGGACAUGGACAUACAUAUUCGGAGCCUGCUGCGCCACAACUGUGUUUAUUCCAUCCUUCCACAAUUACAGAAUCUGGUCUUUUCUUGGCCUUGUUAUGACCACCUACACUGCUUGGUACCUCACCAUCGCUUCCAUCCUCCAUGGCCCUAUGGAGGGAGUGAAGCACUCGGGGCCAACGAAGAUGGUGCUGUAUUUCACAGGGGCCACCAACAUUCUCUACACAUUCGGAGGACAUGCUGUUACUGUGGAGAUUAUGCAUGCGAUGUGGAAGCCUCAGAAGUUCAAAUCCAUCUACCUGCUGGCCACUCUUUACGUUCUGACACUCACACUCCCUUCUGCCUCUGCCGUCUACUGGGCCUUCGGCGACGCCCUUCUCAACCACUCCAACGCCUUCUCCCUCCUCCCCAAAUCCCCGUUCAGGGACAUGGCCGUCGUCCUCAUGCUCAUCCACCAGUUCAUUACUUUUGGGUUUGCUUGCACGCCGCUCUACUUCGUGUGGGAGAAAGCUAUCGGGCUACAUGAAUGCAAGAGCAUGUGCAAGAGAGCGGCGGCGAGGCUGCCGGUGGUGAUUCCGAUAUGGUUCCUGGCCAUCAUUUUCCCUUUCUUCGGACCCAUCAACUCCGCCGUUGGAUCACUGCUUGUUAGCUUCACUGUCUAUAUCAUUCCUGCUCUGGCCCACAUCUUCACCUUCAAAUCCGCCGCUGCCCGUGAGGUAAUGCAUAUUCUAAUAACCCCGCAGAACGCGGUGGAGCAGCCGCCCAAGUGGUUCGGGAGAUGGGUCGGGGCGUACGUGAUCAACAUAUUUGUGGUGGUUUGGGUUCUGAUAGUCGGGUUCGGGUUCGGCGGUUGGGCCAGCGUGACCAAUUUCGUCCGCCAGAUUGACACGUUUGGUCUCUUCACCAAGUGCUACCAGUGCCCGCCGCCGCUACCUCUGGCUGGCCACCUCAACGCCACCGCGGCGGGAGCGGCUCCGCCGAUGUACCACGGCGGCCACAGCAACCACACCCACAACCUCUAGACGGCGUCCGGCGAGAGUUGAUUUGUUUAGCUAGAGAAUUAGUUGAGUUGGGGGAAAGAAUGUGAUACAUGCAAUGUUCUCGUGAAGAUCAAUCUGUCUCAUCUUUGUUGCUCUCUGUAUCUUUGAUCAUCCAUCCAUCGUCCUUUGAGAGAUGUUGUUGUAUGUUCUUUUGUUUCAUAGAGGAAUUAGUUCCAAAAAGAAGGGAAGAAAAGAUGAAAGGUGUGGUGUAGGAAGCUCGUGGGAGGGGAAAGUUGGAUGCUGUAGUUUGUAAUGCUUUGUAGUUGAGCAAAUUAUGUGAAUGAGAUGCCAAAGUCUUUUGUGUUGUACUAGAAAUGCUCUAAGUUAAAUACUCCAUUCGAUCUAAUGUGUCUUUCUCUAUCAAAUUUAAUGGUAUUUGUUUGG
Messenger RNA from Linum tenue, 2080 nucleotides. Lineage: Eukaryota; Viridiplantae; Streptophyta; Magnoliopsida; Malpighiales; Linaceae. The record is from the annotation of a GenBank genome assembly.